GUACUCAAAAUGUCUGAUAUCGAUGAUAUUGACCUCCCAGAUAUCCCAAGGGCUCCUGUAGACCCAUCUGGGGAUGCGUUCGGGCCCAACACGAUUCUCACUGAGGCCGAUCUUGAUCGAGCGUACCCGAAUCGGCCUAGAAAUGAGAACCCUACGUUACCUUUUGCGGAUCUCUAUCUCUCCCUAUUUGAGCCUCUCUUGGCGAAUAAAAAGAAGAAAAUUGGGGUGGGCAUCCGUGGGGCUAAAGCAUUAAAGCCUCAUGAGAUUCGAAGGAAUAUCAUCGAUCGGUUCAUCUCUCGCUGGCGUAACGAAGUUGGCAAUGACAUAUAUCCUCCUCUUAGGUUGAUUCUCUGCGAAAAGGAUAGGGAUAGAAGCGUGUAUGUUGUACUUGUACAGGUAGCAUCAUCAUUUUUCUAAUGCCGAUCCACAAAUUAGGUAUCACCUCAAGGAAAAAACCAUCGGUAGACUCUUAGUCAAAGUCAUGAAGAUCAAUAAGGAUAGUGAUGAUGGCUAUGCGCUAAUCAAUUGGAAACAACCUGGCACAUCCAAGAGCGCUGGGGAUUUUGCGCUUCGCUGUUAUGGUAGUAUUCAGCCAUUUCCAUCCUUCCUAUUCGGAACUGCCUACCGCUGCUAACAGCUGUCCCACUAUCGUCUCCUUAGCAGUCAAAUUUACAUUUCCUUCGUGUCAUGCUAACCCGUUAAUGUGGCAAUUUAGAGAUCAUUAGGAAACGGCCAAUGCGCACAACGCCCGGAAACCUGACGAUUUACCAAGUAAACUCUAUGCUAGACCGUCUCUCGCUAGCGAGUAAAGAGUACCUUUCCUUCCCAAUAUUGGUGACUAUGGUUGGGCUUCCCCUAAUGAUAUAUGGGUAUCCAGGGAAGAGCAGCUUCCGAUCAUGACUGAGUUCUACAACAACAUGAACGCCAGUGAGCUAAUGUGGUUGAUUAGGAUCAUAAUGAGACGUAUGCUCGACUCCUUUUCUGAUAUGACCGUUGAAAGACUUACUGAUUGUGCAUUUGAGCACAGAAAUGAAAGUUGGUGCCACAGAAAGAACCUUCUUUGAGUGAGUCUGGUUAUUUUCCUACCAUCGUGGUUCAAACUUCACAUAUGCACUUCCUUUCCGCGUGGAAGCUGGUUGAGUCGCCCGUCCAGUAAUCAGUACAGCUAAUUUUGGUACUUAGUGCUUGGCACCCUGAUGCCGCUGCCCUUUUCAAUAUAUCAUCCUCACUUAAGCGUGUCUGCUGGGAACUCUCGGAUCUUGAGUUCCGCAUGGACUCUGAUGUGCACUUCUCCCUUUCACACUCCUCUCCCCUAUCCCUGCGAAUCUAACUUACCCCCAUCAUACAGGGCAAAUCGGUAUCAUUAAUGUCAUGUUUCCAACCGCAACUAGCCCAGUUUCAGAAACGCUCCUUGGAUGAUGCCGUCGGGGCUAUGCAUCUUACUCCCGAAGACCCCGUUUUCUGGAUUGAAGAAAAGCUGGAUGGCGAGCGGAUGCAAAUGCACUACGAGGAUGGCAAUUUCAUGUUCUGGAGUCGCAAAGCUAAAGACUACACGAGGCUUUAUGGCUCCUGUUUCGAUGAUGGGAGCCUAACAAGACAUCUUCGCGGUGCCUUUCAUAAUUGUGUUAAAAGGUACAUUCGUAGUUAUCACAUUUGCUGCCUGGUAUCAACUCUGACCAAGAACAUAGUAUCAUCCUGGAUGGUGAGAUGAUUACGUGGGACCCAAGAUUGGAUUGCAUAGUUGCUUUUGGAACCCUUAAAAGCGCAGCGCUUGAGGGGAUCCGGAAUCCGUAUGGUGAUGGUCCUCGGCCUUUAUGUAACUAUCUCAUCUACGUUGUUUAGCAUCGUCCUCAAUCCGCUCAUCAUACUUGCAGUUAGGAUAUUCGAUAUCCUUCACCUGAAUGGCGAGUGUCUAAUCAACUAUUCCUUGCGGGAUAGACGCACUGCACUUGAACGAAGCGUCAAAACUGUGGACCGUAGAAUGGAGGUCCACGAGUACGAGGAAGCGCGAGAGGCCGCUGAAAUCGAAAGAGCUCUUAGAAAGGUCAUAGCUGAGGCUAGUGAAGGCCUGGUAAUCAAGGUUUGCACCUUUCCUGAAUUUUGGCCGGGUGCGGAUCCAUGAUCACAGCUCAUGCUCUUAAAGAACCCAAGGAGUGUAUACCGUCUGAACGACCGAAACGACGACUGGAUGAAGGUCAAACCGGAAUACAUGACAGAGUUUGGUGAAUCACUAGACCUAGUCGUCUUGGGAGGUUAUUGGGGCAGUGGCACACGAGGUGGAAUCCUAUCGAGUUAUCUCUGCGGCCUGCGUGUGGAUGGGAACCAUCUCAAGCCCGGGGAAAAUCCAAUGAAAUUCCGUUCCUUUUGUAAAGUCGGCGGUGGAUUCACUGCGAACGACUACUCUAAGAUCGCUCAUAUGACCGACUCUCAGUGGGUCCCUUGGGAUCCCAAAAAACCGCCCAACGAAUACGUUGAGAUUGCGCCAGGGGGGCGCGGCGUUGAUCAACCCGACGUCUGGAUUAGACCUGACAAGUCUGUCGUCCUGGAGGUAAAGGCUGCUAGCAUUGUCCCUACCGACGAGUUUCGUGUGGGCAAAUCCUUGCGAUUUCCGCGAUUCAGGCACAUCCGUGAGGACAAGGACUGGCAGAGUGCACUUAGUAUUUCAGAGCUCAUCGCGCUCAAGGAGGAGGUUGAGAAGGAUAAGGAAGAUGAAGAGAAGAGAAUAGAGGUCGAGAACCGGAAACGGAGACCUGGGAAGCGAAUGAAGCGUGAAUAUGCUAUUCUUGGAGCGAGUGAUAAGCCCGCAGAUUUUAUUUUGGCAGGGAUUGGGAGUAGCUCACAACUCUUCCAGGGGCACUCAUUUUGUACACCUCUCAGAGCUAUUCCUACUGCAUGGGUUACUAAUUCUGCCAUAGAUGUUAUGUCUGACGCCGCGGCACCCAAAAAGAUGGGUAAGGCUGAGAUUGAACAACUCAUCAAAUCUCACGGCGGAAGGAUAUAUCAAACUGAGUGCACAACUUCCGAUAUAUAUGUUAUCGGAGAUAGGAGUAAGGCUCCCCCUUCCACCUCCCUUAAAUCACCAAAGAUUUAUCUCAAACCCAUUAGAUAACGUCAAAAUAUCCGCCCUGAAGAAGAAGGGAACUCACGAUAUCAUUCGCCCCACGUGGGUGCUCGAUUGCAUUCGACAACACGAGUUGGACCUACAGUGUGGUCGGAAGGGCUACUACAUAAUUCCUGUUGAAGCUAGGUAUAGGCUACGUACUUUCGUUAAUCACUAGUGGUGGUCUCAUCGCUGAUCCCUCUUCUGUCCCUAGGCACAUAUUAUACGCUGCCAGUAGUAUAGAGAGACGAGCAACCGCUGCUGUAGAUCGAUUUGGUGAUAGCUAUGCCCGAGACCUUACUAUGGAAGAGCUACGUGAAGUAAACAUCUCUCCUGUUAUCCUCCAAACUGAAAAUGGUUAACACGGUUACUAGCUGCUCCAAGAUAUGCCUGGAACCUUCGAUCAGACUUUCACAGCGGACUUCGUUAAGGGCCUUGGUGAAUGUGAUCGGCAAGAGCUCGACAAACUCCCUGGGUGGAUGUUCAAGACCUUUGUUAUCUACGUCGACAGGGAAGGGCAAGGGGGGGUGAAGGAAAAGUACUCGCCUUCUCACCCAGGAUGCCUGACCUGCACUAACUAGAUCUUUCCAGCCUCAAAUCAUCGGCGUUCCUAGCUCUGUUCGCUGGGGCUCGUAUCGCUCACGACCUUCAGGACACAGGAAUAACGCACGUCAUUGCUUCCAACGGCCAAAAACGACUCACCGAACUCAGGGAAGCGAUAAAAUGGUAAAUACCCUGAACACUACUCUUCCUCGACACGCACUUACUACCAUUCGCAGGCGCUCACGUAUUCCGCGAAUUGUAACGGAGGGCUGGCUAAAAUCAAGCCUAGAAUCGAGGACGGUGUUGGACGAGACGCAGUUCUUACCGGUUCUGAGUGGUGACUAAUGAGUGACUGACACGCCAUGAAACUUUGGCUUGUGCCCUGCCGUCCGGUGUGCAUAGUAGGUUAUGAAUUUGUGGUUUAUUGGACCCUCGGGGGUUUUGCGAGCUCUGCUGAAUUGCCAAUGAGCUCGGGGGACAGCAGGGGUAUUAGUUCCCGUUGUCGCGCAACGUUACAAACAUAGAGGUACGGAAAAUCAUGGGAAAACGGCAUUCCUUAGCAAAAUGCGCGGCUAUUGGGGUAAUCAUGAAAUGUCACAAUAUUUUAGGUUCGGGAGAUGGGAUGGAUAGCUUCAAUUCCAUCGGAGAAUAGCCGGUGUAUUGUAUUGUAUUUUAUUAAUUUAUGCAUCUAGCUGU
Molecule: messenger RNA, 4339 nt
Organism: Tuber aestivum (summer truffle)
Lineage: Eukaryota; Fungi; Ascomycota; Pezizomycetes; Pezizales; Tuberaceae
Source: the annotation of a GenBank genome assembly